AUGUCUUCAAGAAGGUCAUUGACAUUACAUGAAAUUGCUACAGUUCUUGAGGAAGAUGAUGAUUUUAGCAACCAGAGACAAGAUUUUGAUAUUUUUUUACUUCCACCUGACACCGCCAAUGAUUACCAAACUGACGAGGACUCGGGUGAAGAAGAUAACGUCAGCAUAAAUAAUUUGCCUGGAAGUUUGCUUCGAGCUCCAGCGGAGCUUGCUGCCUCAACCUCAAUGGAAAAACCAGAAACUGAGGACCAAACCCCUCCCGAAUUUCAAGAACCUUUAAAAAAAACGUGUCAUGAAUUACAAUUGGCGAAAACGAGACUUGCAGCUAAGACCUAUUGUUUGGAAACCCCUUUAUCAUACUCCUAUUGA
Molecule: messenger RNA, 369 nt
Organism: Parnassius apollo (apollo)
Lineage: Eukaryota; Metazoa; Arthropoda; Insecta; Lepidoptera; Papilionidae
Source: the annotation of a GenBank genome assembly